GUUUACAAGAAUGAUAAGAUAGUACUUCCUAAUGCAUUGAGAAUGAAAGCAAUUGAGUGUGCCCAUCAAGGGCAUGUGGGUAUUGGUUCUACCAAAAGAAUUUUGCGUGAACACUUCUGGUGGCCUAGUAUGAGUUCAGCAGUGGAAUCAUACAUCAAGCACUGUGAGACAUGUCUUCUGAUAUCGAAGAAAAAUCCACCCAUACCGCUAACCAACAGAGAACUACCUAGUGGCCCAUGGGAAGUUUUACAAAUUGACUUCUUCACUGAUAAAGAGUUUGGGUUUGGCGAGUUCCUGGUUGUUGUGGAUACGUACUCGCGCUAUCUUCAUGUCUUGGAAAUGAAGCACACAGAUGCAGAAUCGACAAAUCUGGCACUUAAUAGGAUCUUUGGUGAAUGGGGCUAUCCUUAUGUGAUUCAAAGCGACAACGGACCCCCAUUUCAAAGCAAAUCAUUUGUAAAAACAUGGGAGAACAAAGGUAUCAAAAUCUGCAAAUCUAUCCCCUUUUGUCCACAAUCUAAUGGAGCCGUUGAAAGGCAAAACGAAGGGAUAAAACGGGCCAUAGCUACGUCUAAAUUGGAUGGUGUACACUGGAAGCUCGCCCUUAACAGAUAUGUACAUGUUCACAAUAAGGUUCGACCUCUCACUCGACUCGGCGUGACGCCAUUCGAGUUGUUAGUCGGAUGGAAGUUCAGGGGUACGUUCCCUGGAUUAUGGAAAACUGAUGCCCCCGAACUAGAUCGUGUGGACAUUAGAGAGAAAGACGCUUUCUCUAAACUAGAAAGCAAGAUAAACGCAGACUGUCGGAGAAAAGCUCAAGAUUCAGACCUAACUGUUGGUGAUAAGGUGGUUCUGUCUCAAAUGAAGAAGAGCAAGACUGACUCAACAUUUGGCGCUGAAAAGUAUACGAUAAUAGCAAGAGAAGGAGCCAAAAUAGUUGUCAGAAGCAGCCGUGGCGUAAUUUAUUCUAGGAACGUAGCAGAUGCAAAAAGAGCGAUUGAACAAAACGAGGACCGUGAUGAGCAAUUCAACGAGAAUCAUACUGGAAUUGAAGACAUUAGUUUAAAUUCGGAAACAGAAAACGAGUGGAAUGCAGGAAGACAACAAGUGCCUUUCGGCAUGAGAGCUCACCACCAGAACAGUGAAAACGACUUUCAACAAAUACUGCGAUCCGAAGAAUCAUCAAUUGAUAGUGAGAAUAGAUGUCAGAUGGGAAACAAUCGACCACAACGAGAGAAGAAACUGCCAAAGAAACUGAAAGAUAUGGUUUUGUAUAACAUAUAUAAUUAAGUUUGAGUUUGAGCAUUUGUACACUGA
Armigeres subalbatus is the source of this 1317-nucleotide messenger RNA. RefSeq lists its product as uncharacterized. Gene Ontology annotation, biological process: DNA integration. The transcript is spliced from 2 exons. The record is from RefSeq and is a predicted model, not a curated record. The coding region runs from base 43 to 1290 and encodes 415 amino acids. Gene Ontology annotation, molecular function: nucleic acid binding. NCBI's taxonomy places the organism in Eukaryota, Metazoa, Arthropoda, Insecta, Diptera, Culicidae.